Dibothriocephalus latus is the source of this 1071-nucleotide messenger RNA. The record is from the annotation of a GenBank genome assembly. Lineage: Eukaryota; Metazoa; Platyhelminthes; Cestoda; Diphyllobothriidea; Diphyllobothriidae.
UUUACAAAGGAAACGGCAUACUACUACCCUGCCGAUGACACCGACGUGGAUAAAAUAGUUGAGACUGUUAAGUUCACCGAGACUCUUGUUCUUAAGGAACUCUUAGGGUUGAAUGAAUCUAAGUCACCGAGUCCCGAGGAAUUACCAGCCAAGAUUUUGAAAGAGCUCACCAUUAUGGAAAAAAUAAUCAAGCAACAGUUAAUGCAGUUCCUGGAACAAAACCAUUUACUUUUAGAUGUCCUGCACGGUUUCCGCAGGGAACGGUGGACUGAGGCAGUUGAUAGAAGGAAUUCAUUGCACGCAGUCUAUAUGGACUUCAAAAAGACUUUGGAUAGCAUGCCGCAUCACUGCCUUAUUUCUAAACUCAGCGGCAUAGGAGUAAGAGUUAGGUUUUUGGCCUGGAUAGAAAUCUUCAUUCUCGGCCGCUCGCAAACUGUCCACAUCAGCAAUAAAAAGUCGGCCAAGGCUGCGGUUGAGAGCAGUGUUCCCCAAGGCUCCGUUCUCGGCCCUGUCUUGUUCAUUAUCCACAUCAACGAUUGCGUCAGCGAACUGGAUUGCGGUAUCGCUAUGUUCGCCGAUGGUAUCAAACCUUGGCGUGUAAUUCGAACUGCGGCUGACGAAGAGAACUUGCAGACAAAUUUAAAUCGACUCCAAAAAUGGUCAAAGGACUGGCUCUUUCCGUUCAAUGAGAGCAAGUGCAACAUCAUUCGAGUCGGCAAAAUCAAUUCUUCAAAAGGUACGGUCUACCGGCUAGAUGGCAUACCACUGGAAGAAGUGAACGUUCAGGAAGACUUGGGAGUCUGGAUCAAACCCUCCCUGCAUUGCGCAAAGGUAGCCAAGUCUGUGAUUUUCGUUCUGUACCUCGUCAAAGUAGCUUUAUCUGCCUCCAAUUCCGACUGCUUCACCAAAGUCUUCGGGACCUUCGUGCGGCCGCAACUGGGGUCCGCUAUCCAAGCUUGGAGACCCUGGGCCGCGAAGGACAUAAACACCCACGAAAACGUUCAGAGGCGUGCAACCAAACUUUUCAUUGGACAGGAUUCAAGGAAAGGAGUCCUUUGGGAAAAUGACUAA